UGGGUUGUCAGAAGACUUGUAAGGUGGAGAAACUCCUCAAACAGUCACAGUGGGAAGUAACAUGGAGCCAGAAACAGAGGUUUGCCACCAUAAAGAAGAACAACCGGGCGAGGGGCACCGAUAAGCUCCCAGGUGUGCGGCGUUUGGACAACUCACGUCUUCUAGAGGACACAAGCGGAGCUCUGAGACUCAACCCGAACACCCUGAGCCACCAAAGGCUGGAGCAGAAGUUACUGGAGACUGAGAUCAGCACCAGAAGGAAGGAGUGUGAAGCACUUGAGGCGGAGGUGAAGAAAAAGAAUCAAACAUGUCAGACUUUGGAGAAUGAGCUUCAAGAUUUCCUCCAAGAGAACAAUCACUUCAACCUUCAGCUGUUCAACAAUAGCCACAAGACAUCCGAGUAUGAGAAGGUGAAGUCUGAGUAUGCCCAGCUCAAAGAGACCCUUGGUGCUGUGACGCAGGAGAGAGAUUUAGCCCUGUGGGAGAGGAACAAGCUCCAAGGCAAACUGGAGAACCUAGAGCAGGUGCUCAAGCAUAUGCGAGAGGCUGCGGAGCGGAGGCAGCAGCUAGAGUUGGAGCAUGAGCAGGCCUUGGCUGUACUCAAUGCAAAGCAGCAGGAGAUUGAAGUUCUUCAGAAGGCUCAGGUUGAGGCAAAAAAGGAACAUGAAGGCGCUGUCCAUCUGUUAGAGAACCACUUGGACAGCAUGCAGGCCAAAGUCCGCGAGCUGGAGGAAAAAUGUCGGUCUCAGACUGAGCAGUUCAACCUCCUCUCAAAAGAGCUGGAGAAGUUCCGUCUCCAGGCUGGAAAGUUUGAUAUCCUAAGCACUGAUCCCUUAACCGUUCUUGAAUCCCCCGGGUCGCCCAACAAAUCCCUCUCACAGCUCCUUAAUGGACUGGCUGCCCCCCUAGGAAAAGGCGAUGAAGCUCCAACUAGCAGAUCUUUGAUAUCUGAGUUCAUUCGUCCACUCCAGAUCAGUGGAGACAAGCCGGAGUUCCUUUCUGUUAAGCCAACAUUCCUCACUCGCGGUCGAGUCAGCAGCCCAGCAAGGGCUUUCCUCCCUGAGAUGGACAAAGAGCUCAGCUCGACUACAAGGUCCAAACCUAGAUUCACAGGGAAGGUCCGUCUGUGCAUUGCUCGGUACAGUUACAAUCCUCAUGACGGGCCUAAUGAGAAUCCUGAGGCCGAGCUCCCCCUGGUGGCAGGGAAGUACCUCUACGUUUACGGGACAAUGGAUGAGGACGGCUUUUAUGAAGGAGAGCUGCUGGAUGGACAACGGGGACUCGUCCCAUCCAACUUUGUGGAGUUUGUCCAAGAUGAGGAGACACCCUCUGUCCAACACAGGGACGCAGUGGCUGAAGAACCUGGCUACCUCAACCACAGUAGCCUGGGGCCUCAGAGACUGAAACUCGGUACAGGAACAAGAACAGGCAUAAGCAGCCUGCUGUCUGACAGUAAACUAGACUGUAUAAGCACCAGCAGCUUGGGCAUGGAGCUCCUGGGCUCCUCAAGCAACGGGACAGGAACCUUGGACGUCAGUACUGACGAGGUCGGUGAAGACAUUGUGCCUUAUCCCCGCCGCAUCAACCUGAUUAAACAACUGGCCAAGAGCGUGAUCAUCAGCUGGGAUCCUCCCGUGGUCCCGCCGGGCUGGGGCUCCGUCAGCGGCUACAAUGUCUCGGUGGAUAAAGAGUUGCGCAUGUGUGUCCCCUACGGGGGCAGGACAAAAACCCUCCUCGAAAAGCUCAAUCUGCUCACAAACACCUACCGCAUCUCGGUGCAGAGCAUCACGGAGCGGGGCCCGUCGGACGAGCUGCGGUGCACUCUGCUCGUGGGGAAGGACGUGGUGGUGGCCCCUUACUACCUGCGGGUGGACGGCAUCACGCAGGCCUCCGCCGAGCUCUCCUGGAUGCCCAGCAACAGCAACUACAGUCACACCAUAUUCCUCAACGGUGCAGAGUACGAUAUGGUCAAGGCGGGGGGCUACAAGUACAAGUUCUUCAACCUGAAGCCCAUGACAGUUUACAAGGUGAAGGUUAUGGCACAGCCACAUCAGGUGCCUUGGCAGCUUCCGAUGGAUCAAAGAGACAAGAGGGAAAUCUCUGUGGAGUUCUGCACUCAGCCUGCAGUGUGUGUGUUAUGCUCCUCAGGGCCCCCUCUCCCUCCCCAGGAGGUGCAGGUCCAGUGUGGUCAGACGCCGGGGAUCCUGCAGGUCAGAUGGAAGCCGCCACCUCUGACGUCUUCAGGAACCUCCAACGGGGCCAGUGUGAUUGGCUACGCCGUGUGCACAAAGGGCCAGAAGAUAGCAGAGGUCUUAUACCCCACAGCAGACUAUGUGACCGUGGAGUUAAACAGGAUCCAGUGUCUGGAGGCCAGGGAGCUCAUUGUACGGACGUUAUCAACACAAGGAGAGUCCCAGGACUCGCCCGUGGCCAUCAUCCCCAACAAUCUGCUGGGCUCCCCGCGCCUCUCCCAACGAACCGCCGCGCCUUCCCACCACACGGCCCACCCACCGUCCCAUCAGACCCACCCCCCUUACCCGUCCACGUACCCACCCAAUCACCCUCAGCCCCAGGUGCAGCCUCUGCCCCGAGCCCAGCCGCACACGCUGCCGCACGCACAGCCGCACACGCAGCCCGUGUGCCAACCGCCGCCUCGUCCCCAGCCUCACUUCCAGAGCCACCCGAUGCCCAAGUCCAAACCCUUAGUAAGUGCCAGAGAGCCACAAACCAAAGAGCAUGAGGUGGGACUUCGGACAGCACAGCUCUGGGAGCGGUCCCCUUCUCCGCUCCCUCCCAUGCGCGGACCCAACCUGGAGCCGCCGCACUUCCAGCCGCGGCGAUCGCCCUCUCCUCAGCGGAUCCUGCCACAGCCUCAGGGAGCCCCCAUCCCCAACACCGUCGCCAAGGCCAUGGCCAGGGAAGCUGCCCAGAGAGUGUUCGCCGAGGGAAACCGGGUUGAGAAAAGGAAUAUCUUUAGUGAGCGAGGCAACUCCUUGCAUCCAGUCAACUCUGACGAGGAGGAGGACGGCUACGACUCUCCUCAUGCGAGGAGGAGAGGAGCGUCGGUGGAUGAAUUCCUCAGAGGUUCGGAGUUGGGCAGACAGCACCACCAUCACCCCUACAGCCACAGUGAGGAGUACCACACAGAGAGCAGCCGGGGUUCGGACCUGUCCGACAUAAUGGAGGAGGAUGAGGAAGAUCUUUACUCCGAGAUGCAACUGGAGGAGGGUCGCAGGCGCAGCAUCAACUCUCACAACACUCUCAAGGCUUAUUACAAGCGCCAGGACUUAGCCGAGGAAAGGGACAGCUGGGAUCUCCAGCGGGAGGUGGUGAAGCAGAAGUCUCUCCGCAGCAAGCGCCUCCACAGCAUCCCCGAGGUGGCCGAGGAAGAGCCGGACUGCGUGGACGGCGUGGGCCAGCGCCUGCGCUCCGAGGGGGGCGGGCGGCCCGGAACGCCGCGCGCUCAGCGCAGGGUGUGCUCGCAACGCGGCAGAGGCGACGACUACCACGACGGCGAUCGCCCCGCCCCGGGCAAGAACUCCCGCCUCCUGCAGCGCCAGCGCUCCUCCCCCCGGUUCACCGACGGGCGCCACGCCCACAACGCGGACGACCGCGGCCCGGUGCGACCCAACCGCCAGAACACCAAGAGCCCCGACAGCGGCCUAGACUGCGGCAGCGAGGAGGAAGGCUCCCUGGGCCGCGGGUACCGAGGGUACUACGCCCACGGGAGCCCCACCCGGGGGUCCGUUCACAUCAUCCACUGCGAAGGUCCGGUAGAGAGGCGGGCGCUGGCACUGGGCCGCAAAAGGACUCUGACCCGCCAGGGCAGCGUGGAGGUGGAGUUCGCGGACGUCCCAGUGACCGCGGCCAAGUCGGUUCACUCGGGCGACUUUAGGAGCAGGGAGCACUUUGGGCCCGGACGGGAGGCCGGGCCGAGAAACUACUCCAGGGAGGGGGCUCUGAGCGAGGGCAGGCUGGACGAGCUGGACAGGGUCUAUUACAGCCCCCACAGGGAGGCUAGGGUCCAGUCUUUGUCCAGGCUCAACCGGGACCAGCCGCUGAUCAUUGGGAACUCGCCACCCUAUGGAAAUGCUGAUCGUCUGGACCACUCGGGGAGGAGGCCGGUUCACAUCGGCAACCCUCCUCAGCAACGGCCCAUCCCAUCCAUUGAGAUCACCAUGGACAGUAACAGUGAGGGGAGUGAGGGGAACCUCUCACCCGUCAAGGAGGAUGUUUACUAUGGCAGUGUAGCUCGGCGCAGGAUAUGGCGAUCUAUGUCCUCAGAGGAUCAAUCUGACGGCUUUGGCGGUCGCAGACACGGGCGGGGGCGGCGCUCCCUGGAGUACUACGAAGAAUCGGAGCCGGAGGAGAUGACCCGUGUGUUCGUGGCUCUGUUCGACUAUGAUCCCAUGUCCAUGUCUCCAAACCCCGAUGCUGCUGACGAGGAGCUGCCAUUCAAGGAGGGCCAGAUCAUCAAGGUCUUUGGGCAUAAAGACACGGAUGGCUUCUACAGGGCGGAGGUCCGAGACCGAGUGGGUCUGAUCCCGUGUAACAUGGUGUCUGAGAUCCAAACGGAGGACGACGAAAUGAUGGGCCAGCUCCUCAAACAGGGCUUCCUGCCACUCAACACUCCUGUGGAGAAGUUAGUGAACUGUGAUCGUUUCAAAGAUGGACGCUCAAUAAAUCGCAGGUCCAGAAAAUCCAAGAGAGAGAGGAACAGGCGAAGCGGGCGGCAACACCCGAUGUCGACGCGGAGAAUGGUGGCUCUGUACGACUACGACCCCCGAGAGAGCUCCCCUAACGUUGAUAUAGAGGCUGAACUGACUUUCUGUGCCGGUGAUGUCAUCACCGUUUUUGGUGAAAUAGAUGAAGAUGGUUUUUAUUAUGGCGAGCUCAAUGGACACAAGGGACUUGUUCCUUCCAACUUUCUAGAAGAAGUGCCUGAUGAUGUAGAGGUUUUUCUCACUGACUCACCAUCUCGAUACCCCCAGGACACUCCUGCACGGAUAAAGACCAAAAGGAAGAAGAGUGUUCAUUUCACACCUUAGAGGCUCUGUUUCCGUCACGUAAGUGAGCAACUGAGGAUACCAAGAUUACGCCCCCCCUCGUCUAAUGCAGAUGACAUGGGUACCCUUAGCUUCCGGUAUGCAACAUGUAUACUUAUAUGACAUUCCUUUAGUGCUGCUAUGCCGUUAUUCCUCUUUGUUUCACCAAUGAUGUUAUUAGUUUGUAAACCCGGCCAAUGCAUUAGACAAGAAGUAUGGUAUCUUCAGUUGUUUCUCUGAGUGUUGUACAUGACAAUGUCCGUCUCCCGCAAUAAGUCUCCUGCUGUAACUCAUGGUAAGCUAAAAGGCCGUUGUUGUACAAGAACCCUGAGUUGAGUUAAAAUGAAUGCUAAUAACAUUUAGACUGUCAGUGGGACAGAAAACCGAACCAAUUCUAUGCAAAAACCCAAAGAAAAGCGUGAAGAAUAUUCCAUUUAAUUUUCUAUCAGAGCGUUUUCAAAUCGGUAUUCAUUUUUUGAACCAGGAUAAACAAUGAAUUACAUUGCCAACUAAUAGUUAUUCAUUUAAAGUGAGACUAUGAAACAGUGGCUAUAAAUGACAGAAUCUCCACAAAAUAUGUUUUAUUGUGACCGUGUGAUGAAGUCAAGUAACGUCUUCUUCACGGCGUUAUUUAGCCAAAGUUUCCAUCAUGAGCAAGUAAUGCGGGAGCAUUUUCAUAAAUGUUACACAGUCUCACUUUAAACUAUAAUAAAAUACUAAAUGAAGCAGAAUGAUUUUGUUAUGUUACAUCUUCUGGUUUUUAAAACUGAUGCAUGUUUGUAUAAAAAUAGCCUCGUAUGGAAUCUUUGACCUCCUGUCUUCCCAAAAGUGCAAUUUAAAAGAGCCUUUUAGCUCAUGAUUACAGAAAAGGACUAGUGAAUAGUUUUUUGUAACCCAGUUGUAUCAGUAAAUAUCUAUAUCUGUAUAUGGAUAUACAGAUAUAGAUACAUACAUAUAUUUAAGGGGAAGUAAAUGUGGUAUAAUUAUGUCCCACUUGUCCCAAACUGCAAAUGUAUCUUGUUUCUGUGAAAGGAACCACCCUGACCCUUGAUAUUCGUUGUUGGGGAAACGUUGUCACCUUACAUCCAUGAGGAAGUUAGUCAAUGUCAUGCUUAAAUCUCUGUUGUUGUAGCUUAACCGUAGCAGCUUGAUUGAAGAAGAAAAAAAAAAUGUUUCUACUAGAGAGGGUGGGGGGGCAGUGUGUUAAUCUGUAUACCAGAGACCUCAGAGCUAUGGCGUCCCCGCUGAGACAGAAAGGACUUAAAGAGGAGGAAGGAGGAAGUGACUGAGGUGUGAGAGACCGCUGGCUUUUUAACACCUUCAACUGUCCCCUACGGGUCUCCCAUUAGGUUCCAUCGGAAAAAUCGGGGCCGCCCAGAAGAGCAGCCUCUCCCACGCUGCGUCCACACACCCCUGGCUCCGGCCCCGCCACCGUGGGGCCCGGCAGUCCCUUCAGGGCCCCACGGGACGCGUACUCCUCCAAAACGGAAAAGGGACUACUCUCCAAAGGGAAGACGCUCUUGCAAAGACUCGGCGCUGUAAAAUAAUUUGUUUUGACAUACUUGGGGUGUCAUUCAAUUCCUUUUAGUGGUUUAAAAAAAAAAAAAAAAAAACUAUCACGGUGCAUAGGUGGCAUUUUUUAGUUUAACAAAUGCUUUAUUCUUGUACAUCUGAUGUAUGCUAGAAUAAUUGUAUUUUUGUUAAAAGUAUCAACUCCAUAUUUUUAAUAACAUUCCAUAUUACGAUGUGAUGCUUGUCGAUUAUCUUCCCUCCGAGUCUCUGACUGAUGUUUUGCUGUGAACGGCGACAGGAAACUCCUCAUUUGGCCCUCGGUGAAGCGCAGUGGCUCCCCCCGGUUUACACAUUGUGGGUCUGACCAGAGUCUCUGGAUUCAGAAACCAGGACGCCGUUCAGACGGCGAGCGAUCAAAUGAACCUCCAUUUCAAAUCUGAAGAUAAAGACGGGACUGGUGGGGCCCCGAGGUUGUUUUCACACAGCCAGUCACUUGCAUUGUACGAGAGGUCUGCACGCUCCACCUCAGCACGUUCCCACGAGGCCGAGAGUCUACGCAACGGGACAGGCAGUGCUCCCAUACAACGUGGCUGACUGGCUAUGGCCAACAUCUCAACACCCCAACAAACACGUCAGUUAAUACAAGCACAUACUGUAUCUACUACAGGGUCUCUGCAUAAAAAUCAGGUUGAAUGGAAAGGCCAAGUAGACCCAACCUCCAUGUAUUUGCCUUAUAAUCGCACAAUGGUUUGUACCCAGUAGUGCAUGCAGUCCCGUGCCUACGACUCAUUUACGUUGGUCGGUACUUGAUAAAAAUCUGUUAGCGGGUGUAAAUCCUGACUUGGAACGUGCAGGGUGUCACGUGACUGUCGUGAUUUCUGUAGAACCAGAACUCACGCACAAAAGUCCGAGACUCAUCUGCCCACACGUCCUUCACCUGAGCUACUUUAUAGUCUUAAUUCUCUAAUCUUAGGACAAUGGUGAUGAAAAAGGGCAAUAUUUUCCACAUCUAGUAGUUUAGUUAUUAUUCCACCCUGAUUCAGAUUUAGAACCACGGCUCAACAAAGAAAACCACACACUAAGUAACAAACAGUUAAGUGUUAGAUAGCAUUAGAAAAUGAAGUCUUAUUGUAGUACUGCAUGUGAUGCACAACACAAAGAGUGAAGGUUUGACCUUUUCCACGAGCUGACGGUGAGACACAAGGCUACCUCUACACAGCCCCUCGACCCUCUGGACCCUCAGCCUACUCUUUAUUUGAGCCGAUCUGUCAUUGAAGUUUCUUCAGUGUGUCUUGAGUUUGGUCGGUGCAGAAUACAAGUACUGUAUAAGAGUAAAUAUAUCCAUCUACACUUUGUGUAGAGUAGUGAAUGUAUGAUAAAGUUGAAAGCAGUCGUAUUUCCAUAGCUGCCCAGGAUUGUUCAUCUUCAUGCAUGUAAUGAACCAGCCCACCUUUAGUUCCCCACAACUUUGGUUUGCUAUUCCAUCCUCAUGUAUUUGAAAAUCUAUUUUUUUAUUAACGAGUUGAACUGAAACUGCCAAAAAAGAAUGUAUGCAAGACAUUCUGUAAUACUUUCUGGACAAUUCUCGGCGCAACAGCCACGAUAACCUACAGUCCACCUAUGAAGAACGGCUCCUAUUUACAGACCAUGUCACCAGACAUUGCUUCCAUUUAUUUUGAGUGACUGUUGCUCUUUUUGUACUUUGUCCAUUUGUAAAAUUGUUUAAAAUGUUUAUACUUGAUUUUAAAACUGCCUUUUUUGUACAUUCAACUUUAUAAUCAAACAGUGCAAGCUUUCCCCAUGGUGUCUUGAAUACCAUUUGUUAAGUCUGCAAUUGUGUGCUAGCUUUAUGAUAAGAAUUAUCAGCCUAUAUUGAUGGAUACAAAUUAUGUGAGUGUGCAUGUGCAAUCUUUUCUAAAAAAAAAAAAAGAAACCUGAAUAAAUUUGAUAUUUUUUAAUAA
This is a messenger RNA of Gasterosteus aculeatus aculeatus (three-spined stickleback), 8518 nucleotides long. The record is from RefSeq and is a predicted model, not a curated record. Lineage: Eukaryota; Metazoa; Chordata; Actinopteri; Perciformes; Gasterosteidae.